Molecule: messenger RNA, 2505 nt
Organism: Labrus mixtus (cuckoo wrasse)
Lineage: Eukaryota; Metazoa; Chordata; Actinopteri; Labriformes; Labridae
Gene: ankrd46b
Product: ankyrin repeat domain 46b
Exons: 4
Coding region: 162-848 (228 amino acids)
Molecular function (GO): protein binding
Source: RefSeq, a predicted model, not a curated record
CGUUGCUCUAAAAACACCAACGAAGAAGAAGAAGUAUCAAAACAUCAACACUGCUAGGCUAGCGACGUUAGCUCGACAGGGAAGCGACUAUUACUUUUUUUUCUUCUAAAUUUGGGACCCCAUAAACAGGUACGCUGGAAUUUUCUGACACCCACUCGGACAUGUCCUAUGUCUUCAUCAACGACUCGUCGCAGACCAACGUGCCCCUGCUGCAGGCCUGCAUCGAUGGAGACCUGCCAUUCGCCAAGAGGCUCCUGGAGACCGGCUGCGACCCCAACAUCCGGGACAACCGGGGCCGCACGGGCCUGCACCUAGCCGCCGCCCGGGGGAACGUGGACAUAUGCCGCCUGCUGCACAAGUUCGGCGCCGACCUGCUGGCGACGGACUACCAGGGGAACACGGCGCUGCACCUGUGCGGCCACGUGGACACGAUACAGUUCCUGGUGUCCAACGGGCUGAAGAUCGAUAUCUGUAACCACAACGGCUCGACCCCGCUGGUGCUGGCGAAGAGACGCGGCGUCAACAAGGACGCCAUCCGUCUGCUGGAGGGACUGGAGGAGCAGGAGGUGAAGGGCUUCAACAGAGGAGCUCACUCCAAGCUGGAGACCAUGCAGAUGGCCGACAGCGAGAGUGCGAUGGAGAGCCACUCCUUACUCAACCCCAACCUGCAGAGCAGCGAGGGCGUCCUGUCCAGCUUCCGCACCACCUGGCAGGAGUUCGUGGAGGACCUGGGCUUCUGGAGGGUCCUGCUCCUGCUGGUGGUCAUCGCCCUCUUGUCCCUGGGCAUCGCCUACUACGUCAGCGGGGUGCUGCCGUUCUCCACCAGCCAGCUGGAGCUCGUGCACUAACGCGGGGGCCGGGGGGGGAAAGCAUGGGGGUUAAAAAAAAUAAUAAUAACAAGUGAACUUCUUCUUUGCUUCUGGCUCUUUAUAACCCACAUCGUCGUCCAGACGGGGGGGGAGGGGAGGGGGGGACAUCACAUUGUCAUGUUGGUGAAAAUGUAUAACUACAAAAAAAAAAGAACAAAAAAUGCAGUUUCUCCAUUAGAAAACAAAAAAACGUGUAAAGUCAUGAAUCCUCUGUAACAUAUCCCGCUGUGAGAGCUCAUGUUUAAUGCAGCUCUGCAACGACUUCUCCUUUUAGUUUCUGUUACAUGAUGAUAUGUCCUGACAAUGUUUUUAUUUACCUCUGUUGUUUUAUUUAUCAAAAUAUGUUGUGUAUUCAUUUUCCUACAUACUGUAAUAUUUUGGGGUUUUUUUAAAUCAUGUAAUGUAACCUCCAGGACUUCCACCAGAUACGUGUGCGUUGCGUGUCCGCUCCGCUGCGUUACGGCCCCCGUGCUCCCUCGACCGUCAACACCCACCGGCCGCGUUCUGUCGACACAAAGGAAUCCCCCCCGGCGCGGUAAUUCUCACACGUUCAACGUAAACCCUUAUAAACACAUAAACCAACACACGUGCUGUCAUCGUUCAGAACCUGAAAAAAAACCCUCUUGAGUGUUUUAUUCUGAAAAUAACCCGGAUGUUCUCAUGUUGUUUUCGGUUUCUUGACUUCCUGUGCGGCUCGAUCUAUUCUGUGCGGAAUUGACGCGCCGUGCUCCGUCCGGCCUUUGCGUGUUUGCUGCGGAGCUCAUGCUGCAUUCGGGUGCUGCUCGGGUGGUCCAAGUUUCCGGGAAGUUGGGAAGUCGUUGUUCUUCAGUGUGUUCAUGGGAUUUCAAUUUCGGAAAGUCGGAAUGUUGUAACAACAACGCACAAAAAGCGUUGAUGGUACGACGAAGGAGAUCAGUGAAAUGUUUCUGUUAAAAGUUAUAUUCGAGCAAAAAGGUAUUGACGUGCAAUACCUGAAUUAAUUAAAAGUAUGUUGACAUUAACAAAACGUAUUUCAGGCCCUCGUGAUGACGAUUCUGACGUCAAGUCGGGAAGUCGGGCAUCUACCGUAAUUCUUUUCCGAGUUUCCGAGUUGUUGCUCCGACUUGAGCAGUUGUUCAUGUGCAUUUUACAACUCGGAAACUCGUUUUUUCCCGAUUUCUCCGACACCACGUGAACGCCGCGUUAGACGCAGCGCAGCGGAGCCAGUGGACGCUGACACACACUGAUUUAAAGUGAAAACCAAAUGUUCACAGAGCGGAGACGGACCGAACACGCAUCUGGUGGACUUUUGGCCUUUUAUUCCGACUGAAUGUUGAAUCUCUCGCGUCGUGUCUUGUGAUCAGUGAAGCACCUUGACUGUGUUGCCUUUAAGACAGAAACACACAGCAGCAGCAGCAGAAGCUCAUGAAGACAUUCCCCCAACAAGAACAAGCAUGUGUGCAGCUUUGUUGCAGAAGGAUCAUUGUUGUAAGCAUCCGGCACGAUGACCUGUAGGACGACGGCGGCUGAUGAUGAAUCUGUUGUGUUCAAUUUACCUUUAUGUCCCUGUAAAACCAUGUCGUUUUUAUUUGCUGUUUAUUUUUCUCUGUACUAUUAACACGUUUGAAGUAAACGCUAAGUUAACGUGCAAAAUGAA